Messenger RNA from Oncorhynchus masou masou (cherry salmon), 1784 nucleotides. RefSeq names its product R3H domain and coiled-coil containing 1-like (gene r3hcc1l). The record is from RefSeq and is a predicted model, not a curated record. Bases 111 to 1184 code for a protein of 357 amino acids. The transcript is spliced from 7 exons. NCBI's taxonomy places the organism in Eukaryota, Metazoa, Chordata, Actinopteri, Salmoniformes, Salmonidae.
AAUAUACAUGCGACAGUAUGUUUUUUUCCCCUUCUAAUUCUAAACAUCCGGCGGUUUGCUGUUCGGUUGAUAUCUAGCCAAGUGAUAAACUACAGAUUAAGGACAGUUGUAUGGUGAUGGAGGAGGAACAACCUCAAGAGGACUGCGCCCAACCCCAGCCCUCCGCGUCCUGCUCCAAGAAGCCAGACAAGCCCCUCUACCAGCCCAAGAAGAAGCAGGACGGCCCCAAAGAUAAAGCUCAAACCCAGGGAGACGGCAAACCAAAGCCCAGGCCUCGCUACACGGACAAGGCCCGAAAGAAUGCCAAGAACAAGAAGGACAAAGGAGGGAAGACGGGAGGAGAGGGGAAUGGAGUCCUAAACGGUGAGGCCAAACUGGAGGAGACGGUAGAAGAAGGAGGAGGCAACGCGGGGCCACAGAAUGACGGACAGGCUGCUACAGCCAACCAGGGAGGAGAUGGAGAUGUGGGUUCGCGACUGGAGACUGGGAGCAAGAGUUCUCCGUCUGAGAGAGAAGGGGGACCCCGGGAGGGGAUAGAGGCAGGCCCUCAGGAAGAGGAGGAGGAGAGCUGGGACGCUCUCUUUGAUGACGAAGGAGAGUGUUUGGAACCCCAUGUGCUAGAGGAGCUGGCCAUAAAGCAGGGCAGGAAGAAGCGGCCGGUGCAGGAGGCCAGGUUUGACUACUACAGCCUGGAUCAGGACAGAGAGGGGAAUGAUGACACUGAGCUCACGGAGGAUGAGCUGUCUAACAUCAUAGAAAUCUACGACUUCCCCACAGAGUUUAAGACUGAAGACCUGGUCAAAUCCUUCCAGGCCUACCAGCAGAGAGGCUUUGACAUCCAGUUUGUGGACGAUACACACGCCCUGGCUCUCUUCAACAGCCCCAUAGCAGCUCGGGAGGCUCUGAGGACCAAACACCCGCUGUUGAAGGUCAGGUCUCUGGCUAAAGCCUCCGUCACCACCAGGGCCAAGGCUCGCAGCUGCUCAGACUACCUGCUCCCUACUAAGGAGCGUCCCCAGACCAGUGCAGUGUUGGCCCGCAGGCUGGUGAUGGGGGCGCUGGGCGUCAAGAGUCCCCAGAGCAAAGAGCACCGUGAAGCAGAGAGAAAAAAACUGCAAGAUGCCAGAGAGCAGAAGCGUCUGGCAGCUAAACAGAGAGACGAUGCCUGGGAAGGGAAAGCCUGACGGAGAGGAACCACUUCCCCCCGGCUUCUGCCCUCCAUCCCAUCCUCCCUCCACCGGAGGGACUAGACACACCUCUGUUCCCUCUGCCCUCCAUCCCAUCCUCCCUCCACCGUAGGGACUAGACACACCUCUGUUCUCCAUCCCAUCCUCCCUCCACCGUAGGGACUAGACACACCUCUGUCCUCCAUCCCAUCCUCCCUUCACCGUAGGGACUAGACACACCUCUGCCCUCCAUCCCAUCCUCCCUCUACCGUAGGGACUAGACACACCUCUGUCCUCCAUCCCAUCCUCCCUCCACCGUAGGGACUAGACACACCUCUGUCCUCCAUCCCAUCCUCCCUCCACCGUAGGGACUAGACACACCUCUGUCCUUUAUCCCAUCCUCCCUCCACCGUAGGGACUAGACACACCUCUGUCCUUUAUCCCAUCCUCCCUCCACCGUAGGGACUAGACACACCUCUGUCCUUUAUCCCAUCCUCCCUCCACCGUAGGGACUAGACACACCUCUGUCCUCCAUCCCAUCCUCCCUCCACCGUAGGGACUAGACACACCUCUGUUCCCUCUGCCCUCCAUCCCAUCCUCCCUCCACCGUAGGGACUA